Messenger RNA from Vanderwaltozyma polyspora DSM 70294, 315 nucleotides. RefSeq names its product thioredoxin family protein. Bases 1 to 315 code for a protein of 104 amino acids. NCBI's taxonomy places the organism in Eukaryota, Fungi, Ascomycota, Saccharomycetes, Saccharomycetales, Saccharomycetaceae. The transcript has a single exon. The record is from RefSeq and is a predicted model, not a curated record.
AUGUUAUACUUAGCACAUAGUUUAGAACAAUUAAACGACCUGAUCAACACCAAAGGUGAACUGGUAGUUGUCGAAUACUAUCGUACUUAUUGUACAAGUUGUCAAAUAAUGGAUUCUGUAAUAUUACAAUAUGCAAGAGAAUUCGAAGCAAAUUUAAAAUUAGUUAAAGUAGAUAUCGAUAAAGUUCAUGUUCCAAAUGCUGAUUCGAUAACUGUAACACCAACUUUUGAUUUCUAUAAAGAUGGUAUUAAUUUUAGUCAGUUUGUUGGUUCUGACCCUGUUGGUCUUAAAAAAGUAAUCGCUUCUCAUGUUUAA